AUGCGAAACAUGAGGAAGAGGAAGAUGCUCUUCCACUGGACAUGAUGGAUGAAGAUGACUUAAAAUUAAUGGAGGAUUUGGCUCAAAAAGCAUCCUUUUUAACCAGAGAUCUGUCUUCUAAUGAGCCUGUUCAUGUCAAAAAAAGAAAACAUGAAAGUGUGAUUGAGAAAUACGAGAAGGUGCCGAGACACAUGCAGACUGAGCCAGAAAAAGAACUCAUCCAUCUGCUCCCUAUCAAAGACAAGAGUGGCAUUAUUCCUCAGACUAUGGAAAAGCCAGCUCUCAGCACUGCACAGGAUGAAGAUGAGGAUACAGAGGAAAUGGAGCAAGCAGAAGAUUUUAAUGAAGAACCUCUGCCUGUUCUCACUCCUGAGGAAAUGGCUGCUCAAAGGAGACAAAAGUUGCAGGAAAGGAAGCUGCACAUUGCUGCCUUAGCAUCUGCCAUUCUCUCUGAGCCAGACAACAAUAUCAAAAAGUUGAAGGAGCUACGUGCCAUGCUGAUGGAACAGGAUCCUAAUGUGGCCGUGAUCGUUCGGAAGCUGGUGAUGGUUUCUCUGAUGGAGGUAUUCAAAGAUAUCGUGCCUUCUUACAAAAUCCGGCCUCUGACUGAAGCUGAAAAGGCUACCAAGGUUAAAAAAGAAACUCAGAAACUGAGAGAAUUUGAAGAAGGCCUUGUGAGUCAGUAUAAAUUUUACUUGGAAAACCUGGAACAAACAAUUAAAGAUUGGAAACAAAGGAAGCUGAAGAAAAGCAAUGUCAUCUCAUUAAAAGCAUAUAAAGGUCUUGCAGAGAUAGCAGUGAAGUGUUUGUGUGAGCUGCUUGUGACCCUACCCCACUUUAACUUCCACAAUAACAUUAUUGUUCUCAUCGUUCCACUCAUGAAUGAUGCAUCAAAAAAGAUUUCUGAACUGUGCUGUGAGGCAGUUAAGAAGCUCUUUAAACAAGACAAGUUGGGCUAUGCUUCGCUUGGUGUAGUUAAGGUCAUUUCUGGCCUUGUGAGAGGUAGAAAUUACGAUGUCAGACCUGAGGUGUUGAAAGUAUUUCUUCACUUAAGAAUUAAGGAAGUAGAAUUGCAAAAAGAUUCUGAAGACAUUGCACCAAAGAAAAAGUUCAUGACUUACAAAGAGAAAAGAAAAAAUCUUUCAAGAAUGCAAAGAAAGUGGAAGAAAGCAGAAGAGAAGCUGGAACGAGAACUCUUAGAAGCAGAAGCAUCAGAAAGUAAAGAAAAAAAACUGAAGUUGCACACAGAGACCUUGAAUAUUGUAUUUGUGACUUACUUCAGAAUCUUGAAGAAAGCUCAGAAAUCUCCACUUCUGCCAGCUGUGCUUGAGGGUCUUGCAAAGUUUGCUCAUCUCAUCAAUGUGGAAUUUUUUGAUGACCUGUUGAUUGUCCUUCACUCUCUUAUUGCCUCUGGGGGUUUAAGCUAUCGUGAGAGUCUUCAUUGCGUCCUCAGUGCUUUUCACAUACUCUCUGGUCAAGGUGAUGUUCUUAACAUUGACCCAAUGAAAUUCUACACACAUCUCUACAGGACACUGUUCAGCCUACAUGCAGGUCGUACCAAUGAUGAUAUUGGGAUUGUGCUCCAGUGCCUGGAUGUCAUGUUUGCCAAGAGGAGAAAGCAAGUUUCCCAGCAACGAUCUCUUGCUUUCCUAAAGCGCCUUUCCACGCUUGCUCUUCAUGUACUUCCAAACUCCAGUGUUGGGAUCCUGGCAACGAACAGAGUAUUAAUGCAAACAUUCCCAAGGAUGGAUCUCUUACUAGACAACGAAUCUCAAGGCAGUGGAGUUUAUCUCCCGGAACUAGAUGAACCAGAGCAUUGCAAUGCUCAGAACACAGCUUUGUGGGAGUUGCAUUUACUGCAGAGACACUAUCAUCCAAUAGUGCAGAAGUUUGCAGCCCACCUCAUUGUUGGAGCUCCGACUGAAGGCUCAGGAGCUCUUUCACUGGAUUUGAGCCAAAGGCCUGCUACAGAACUUUUUGAAGAAUACAAUAUGAGGGAAAUGACCUUUAAUCCUCCUGUUGCACCAGUAACACCUAGAAGAAAGGAUACAUUCUCACAAAUGGAUUCAUUUGUAGAUGAAGAGCUAAACAAACAGCUUCAACAACACAUUGGCGAGACUCUUGUUCACAAACCCUUGGAUUUUGCUAAACACUUGAAGGAAGCAUCCCUGUCGUAAGUGUAUCUAUCAGUCAUGUUCAGUUGGCCUCUCAAAUACGGACAAAGAUUGGCUGAAAGAAGUUUCCACUCAUCAUUAAAGGAAUUCAAGUAGGCUUUUGUCUGAAUGUAGAAACACACACAAAAACCUAACAGCAGCUUCUCAGACAGUUACAGUGCUUCGCCACUUAACCAUCCAGUCCAGGUUCUCAGAGCUCAGGAACCACAAGGAACAGUCACACCGGUAACUGUAGAAGAUACAAACCAAAGUAAUUUUAAAACUGGCUGCAACCAUGUAUUAUAGUACUUCUGUUUAUAUGCUUUCUGAUUUUUGUAACAGAACAUAGAUAUGAACUCAGUUGUGUUCAUAAAAUAAUAAAUAUUUUGGAGAUGUUACCAUAAUGC
Messenger RNA from Dryobates pubescens (Downy woodpecker), 2560 nucleotides. It is a transcript of the gene NOC3L, whose product is annotated as NOC3 like DNA replication regulator. The record is from RefSeq and is a predicted model, not a curated record. The transcript has 19 exons. Bases 42 to 2177 code for a protein of 711 amino acids. Gene Ontology annotation, molecular function: chromatin binding. Lineage: Eukaryota; Metazoa; Chordata; Aves; Piciformes; Picidae. Gene Ontology annotation, biological process: DNA replication initiation. Gene Ontology annotation, cellular component: nucleolus.